Messenger RNA from Linum tenue, 999 nucleotides. The record is from the annotation of a GenBank genome assembly. NCBI's taxonomy places the organism in Eukaryota, Viridiplantae, Streptophyta, Magnoliopsida, Malpighiales, Linaceae.
AUGGACUCUGUCACCAGUGGAAUCGGAAAGCUUUUCUUCCUCUAUCGGCAUGGUGGUACAGGAAAUACCUAUUUGUAUAACACAAUUGUGGCUGAGCUGCGGAGUCAACAAAAAAUUGAUUUGGUUGUUGCCUCAUCAGGUAUUGCAGCGAAGCUACUCCCGGAUGGAUCUACUGGCCAUUCACGAUUUGAAAUUUUGAUCGACAUAGAUGGGUCUUCUACCUGCAGGGUAAAGAGGGGUACUCAUUUGUCAGAGCUCUUGCAGCAGACCUCACUCAUUGUUUGGGAUGAGGCUCCCAUGACCCAUCGUUUUUGUUUUGAGGCUCUUAGCAGAACGUUGUGCGACAUCAUGGGCGUUCCCUCUGUUGGACAAUCCUACAAACCUUUUGGUGGCAAGAGGAUCCUUCUUGGUGGGGAUUUUCGACAAAUUCUACCUGUCGUACCUGGGGGAGGACGGGGAUCAACCCUUAACACCUCGAUUGUGCGAUCUCCACUUUGGGCACAUUGCCACCUGCUUAGUCUGCAACCGAACAUCCGCAUUAAUCAUGACGAUGUCAAUAGCACAACAAUCUUUAGUGUCAUGACAUUCCCACAGUGGAUUCUUGCAAUUGGAGAUGGACUCGCACCAAUGAUGAACUUUGAAGGAUCUUUAGAAGCAUCAUGGAUCAAAAUUCCACAAUACCUGAUCCUACCAGCCAAUGGCACUUCAAUCCAGCCUAUCAUUGACUUUGCCUUCCAUGGGUUGCUCCAUCAGUUUAGGUUAGUUUCCUUUCUCAAGAAUCGUGCUAUAGUGACGCCAACAAAUGAAACUGUGUCUGCCAUUAAUUCUGCGGUGUUGUCAUAUAUUCCGGAGGAAACAAGGGUGUAUUAUAGCACUGAUAGUUUGUGUACUGAAUCCACUGAUACUUCGGAACUCGACAUCCUAUACCCCAUAGAAUUCUUAAAUUCCCUAUCUUUCAAUGGCUUCCCUGAGCACGAACUUGCUUUGAAACACGUUUGA